Molecule: messenger RNA, 2742 nt
Organism: Rhineura floridana
Lineage: Eukaryota; Metazoa; Chordata; Lepidosauria; Squamata; Rhineuridae
Gene: GPAT3
Product: glycerol-3-phosphate acyltransferase 3
Exons: 12
Coding region: 323-1645 (440 amino acids)
Biological process (GO): triglyceride biosynthetic process
Cellular component (GO): endoplasmic reticulum
Molecular function (GO): glycerol-3-phosphate O-acyltransferase activity
Source: RefSeq, a predicted model, not a curated record
UUCCGGUUCCGACCGCGGCUGCUUGAACAGAGUCACCUUAUCCAAUCGCCCUGGGGGCGGCGGCGCCACCACCACCAAGACCAGGGCUUCGAUGAGUUCCUGGGAGAGGAGGAGUUAAGUGGGCGGAGCCGCGGAGAACCGGAGCCGAGCAAAGCAAGAGGCAGCCUUUUCCGACGCGCCCUUUGUACAGCCUACCUCCAGUCAGGCCGCCGCCGCCGCCGCGAAGGGCUUUUCUGUGCCAAGGAGGGAACGGGGAAGCCGGUGCCGCGCCUAACUCCUCAGAAGGAAGCGCGUCGGCGUGGCGGCCGCAGCAGCCUCCGGCAUGGAGUACUUCUUUGCGCUCCUCCUGCAGCUGGCGAGCUUCUGGUUCGCCUCAGUGUUCCUGCUGAUCGUGCUGCCUUCCAUCUUCGGAGUCUCCUUGGGGAUCUCGGAGCUGUACCUCAAAGUUCUGAUGAAGACCUUGGAGUGGGCCACACUACGUAUUGAGAAGCAACAGAGAGAAAGACAGAAACUUCCUGCUUCAAAUGUUAUCAUACAGAGAGAUCAGACUACAAUGGAGAAAGCCAUUGCUGGCCUCCGCCAUGGCGACUUUGAGCUCUCGGACGUCUUUUAUUUCUGCAAAAAGGGGUUUGAAGCAAUUGUGGAAGAUGAAGUCACCCAAAGGUUCACCUCAGAGGAGCUGGUCUCCUGGAAUCUCCUCACCAGGACCAACGUCAACUUCUACUACAUCAGUUUACGUUUGACUGUGGUGUGGGUCAUUGGAGUCUUUGUGCGAUACUGUCUCUUGCUGCCUCUUCGGGUUACCUUGGCACACAUUGGGAUACUUUCCAUGAUUGCAGGCACCACACUGGUAGGCCAACUGCCAAACGGGGAAACCAAAGACUGGCUGAGUGACCUUGUCCAUCUCACCUGCUCCCGAAUCCUUGUCAGAGCUCUCUCUGGCCGCAUUUAUUACCACAACAAAGAGAACAAGCCUCAAAAGGGAGGAAUUUGUGUUGCUAACCACACAUCUCCGAUAGAUGUCAUCAUCUUGACAAAUGAUGGUUGUUAUGCAAUGGUUGGCCAAGCUCAUGGCGGCCUAAUGGGUGUUAUUCAGAGAGCCACCGUCAAGGCCUGCCCACAUGUUUGGUUUGAACGCUCUGAAAUGAAAGAUCGCCACCUAGUGACAAAAAGACUGAGGGAACAUGUUGCGAAUAAGGACAAACUGCCCAUUUUAAUUUUUCCAGAAGGCACUUGUAUAAACAACACCUCAGUAAUGAUGUUUAAAAAGGGAAGCUUUGAAAUAGGUGGCACAAUCUAUCCAGUUGCUAUCAAGUAUGACCCUCAGUUUGGGGAUGCCUUCUGGAACAGCAGCAAGUUUGGUAUAGUGAGCUACCUCCUGCGAAUCAUGACCAGCUGGGCCAUCGUAUGCCAUGUGUGGUAUCUUCCACCAGUGACAAGAGAGGAAGGGGAAGAUGCUGUUCACUUCGCCAACCGGGUGAAAUCCGCAAUUGCUCGCCAAGGAGGACUUACUGAACUGCCCUGGGAUGGAGGUCUGAAAAGAGACAAAGUGAAAGACACUUUCAAGGAAGAAGAGCAGAAAAACUACAGCAAGAUGAUAAUAGGAAAUGGAGCAUCAUCAAGUCGGUUGGUGGACUCAGACUGAUCUCUUCCCGCUGAUAUUUCCCCAUACCUCAUCGCUAUAGAAAAGUGUGGAUAUUUUUUCCCCAUUAGAAAAGAUAUGAAAUAAAAGCACCAAGUGCAGGCAGCGAAGGACAUUGCUUUGUUUCCUUAAGCUGUGGCUUGUUGGCGUACUACUGUCCACUGGUAAAUUCCCGCUUUUGAUGUCUGGAAAAAGAGAACUGGAUUGAAGCAGAACGGAAAAUCCCGGUGUUCUAAAAACGGGCUGCAACUUCUGAAUCUUUGCCCGAAUGGGGAAUGUACAUAAUAAUAAUUUAAAAAAUCAAGUCCAAGUUAUGUAGUUUGUACAAAUAACGGUCACAUUGUUAAAGUGGUUAUGGAAUGUUUGAACAAAUCCUCUUCUACGGUCACUCUGACGGAUUGCUGUGUGUCGAUUGUUUGAAUGAGAUGGUCUUACAUUUCCAAGGGUUUGUUUUGAUGAGUGCAUUUGUGGUUUUUGGGAGAGAGUAAAUGGCUUGAGCGUUACCAACAGCCUGCAGUGUUACCAACAGCCUGCAGACUUUUUUUUUAAGCUUGUUUCUUGUGGAAAUCCGCUCCAUCUUGCAAAAGAACUGUCUGGAACCAUGUUUGAUAUAGUCUGGGUAUCUCUUCUCUCCCUUCCUACCCCCUGCCCAAGAAAAAAGGGGCAAGGGAUUUAAAAGCUCUGUGUGGUAUCCAACUAAACAGUUCUGCUAGUGCAAGCACUUCUGGUGUGCAAGGAAACUUCCCUCUCCUCUCCUGCUUGCUCUCUGUGUCUUGUGGGGUUUUCCCUAACCUUCCAGAGCAAAUGUAGGGGGCAUGCGGAAUAUGCACAAGUAGAGGGCAGUAAAGUUCCGUUGCACAGCCAAAAGUGCUAGUGCCAAAGGAAGUGUUUUGCUGGAUAUAGCCUUCUGCCCUUUCAGAUCACUCUCUUCCUUUAUGCUAAAAGUUGGAAAGAAAAAUAUUUUUGGCAAACAAACAUUUGGUGAAGUGUGCUUCUCCCAUGCUCUGUGUUGGCAGCCGCCUAUAUGUCUGUCUGUCACUUACUGUAUGAGAAAUGUCAUGUUGCCUUAUUGUAAAUUGAAAUAAAUUCUAUAUUUCUAA